GAACAAAUCCACUUCCUGUCCGAUCACACGUUUGGUUAAACUUCCGUUUUCGAGAGAGCGACGACGAACUCAUUUUGUCCCAGUGAAAAAUACUCAGUUUUAUUUUUACUCAGCUGCUUUCGUCGACCAGGCAGCCAUGUCCAGUCGCGAAGCCCUCAACAUGAAGCUCCCACCGAUCCAGUCCACGGCCGGAGCCGUGCCGGUCCGGAAUGAGAAAGGUGAGCUCUCCAUGGAGAAGGUGAAGGUGAAGAGAUAUGUGUCAGGUAAACGUCCUGACUAUGCACCAAUGGAGUCGUCGGAUGAGGAAGAAGAGGACUUCCAGUUCGUGAAGAAGGGAAAGGAACUUGAGCCAGAGGUGGAGCUGGAGGAAGAUGACAUCUCUGACCCACGUCUCAAACGCUUGCUCAACCGCGUCUCUGAGGACGUGGAGGAGAGGCUCGCAAGACACAGACAGAUCGCAGAGCCUGAAGUUGUUGCUGAGAGCAGCGAGGACUCCGAUGAAGGCACCUGGCACCCAGAGCAUGAAGAGAGUAGUGAGGAGGAAGAGGAGGAGGAGGAAGAAGUGGAUGAUGAGGAAAUUGAGAGGAGACGAGCAAUGAUGCGGCAGCGAGCCAUGGAACGAAAGAAUGAGGAGAUGGAGGUCAUGGAGGUGGAGGAGGAAGGGAAGUCGGGGGAGGAGUCGGAGUCUGAGUCCGAAUAUGAAGAAUACACAGACAGCGAGGAUGAAGCAGAGCCGCGUCUCAAACCUGUCUUCAUUCGCAAAAAGGACAGAAUCACAGUGGCGGAGCGUGAAGCAGAGGAGCAGAGGCAAAGAGAGCUGGAGGCCGAGGCCAAGAAGCAGGCAGAGGAGCGACGGCGCUACACCCUCAAGAUCGUGGAGGAGGAGGCCAAGAAGGAGUUUGAGGAGAACCGUCGCACACUGGCUGCUCUGGAAGCCCUAGACACUGAUGGAGAAAACGAGGAGGAAGAAUACGAAGCCUGGAAAGUCCGAGAGCUGAAACGCAUCAAGAGGGACAGAGAGGCCAGAGAAGUCAUGGAGAAGGAGAAGGCUGAAAUCGAGAGAUUCCACAACUUGACGGAGGAGGAGCGCAGGGCUGAGCUCCGCAACAGUGGCAAACUCGUCACCAACAAAGCCACCAAAGGCAAAUACAAGUUCCUGCAGAAGUACUACCACAGAGGAGCCUUCUUCAUGGAUGAGGAGGAGGACGUGUACAAGAGAGAUUUCAGCGCGCCUACGCUGGAGGAUCACUUCAACAAAACCAUCUUACCCAAAGUCAUGCAGGUCAAAAACUUUGGCCGGUCUGGACGCACCAAGUACACCCACCUGGUGGAUCAGGACACCACGUCGUUCGACUCGGCCUGGGCCCAGGAGAGCGCUCAGAACAGCAAGUUCUUCAAGCAGAAGGCGGCAGGCGUGAGGGACGUGUUCGACCGGCCCACGGUGAAGAAGAGGAAGACUUAAGAUGCGACAUGGACUUCAUCGGGCGCACGCUGCAGCUUUUACGAGACUGUUCGGAGACGCCAAUUCUCUUCCCUGGACUUCAUGCUGUGGAAGGAAAGCGGCAAAUAGACUGAUUCCAACACUCUGAAGUGUCUGUCUAACAGGAAGGUUCAGAAACAUUUAAAAAAAACAAACAAAAAAAAAAAAACUUAAUUCCUUGUUGGCUGUUCAAACCCAACUUAAGGUUCAGAUAGUUGUGAAUGUGCAGAACAUCACUUUAAUGUGGAGUUUUGGCUGUUAAAAUGGAAUAUAGCUUAAAUUGAGGAGAUGGGGAAGGAAACUAUGAAGUGAAAUCAGCUUUGUCCAGAACUUCCUGAGGAUUUCUAUCCAUAGUCAACAAGUUUGUGGAUUUUUAAGCCACGUCACACCCAGAUACCUCCCCCAUUUUAAAGCAAAGGAAUUUUGUAAAUAUCAGCUAAUAACAGUGUGCAGAUUCUUGUUCUGAUUUCCUGACAUGUUUGUGAAAGUACAGGUAUUGUAACUUGAUUUGUUGGCAAAUAAAAUUUGUAUUUUCCUUA
Messenger RNA from Xiphias gladius (swordfish), 2019 nucleotides. RefSeq names its product microfibril associated protein 1 (gene mfap1). Gene Ontology annotation, biological process: mRNA splicing, via spliceosome. The transcript has 8 exons. Gene Ontology annotation, molecular function: RNA binding. The coding region runs from base 137 to 1462 and encodes 441 amino acids. Lineage: Eukaryota; Metazoa; Chordata; Actinopteri; Istiophoriformes; Xiphiidae. The record is from RefSeq and is a predicted model, not a curated record. Gene Ontology annotation, cellular component: U2-type spliceosomal complex.